This is a messenger RNA of Nannochloropsis gaditana CCMP526, 464 nucleotides long. RefSeq lists its product as uncharacterized. The annotation marks the transcript as partial. The transcript has 4 exons. The record is from RefSeq and is a predicted model, not a curated record.
ACAGGUAGAAAAGGUAGCAUCAUCCUUCACCAGCAAAUAUGCCCAAGGAGAUCAAGGACAUCCGCGACUUUCUUCAAAAGGCCCGAAGAAAGGAUGCCAAGUCCGUGAAGGUGAAGAAGUCCAGCACAGGCACCAAGUUCAAGAUCCGUUGCAGCAGGUACUUGUAUACGCUCUCGGUCUCAGAUAUCGACAAAGCCGAGAAGCUGACGCAAUCCCUGCCUCCUGGUCUGCAGCGCAAGGACAUCUAAGCGCGCCCGCCAAGAAAUUCGCAGGAUGGAAAAUUACCCUCCCCUGUUUAGUUGGUUCUAACUACUGGAUUGUCGAUUGGAUGCGCAGCAGUGCAUGUGUGCCUGCGUGUGAGAGAUAAAGGUGGUGUGGACACCAGGUACAUGUGAAGUCCGACGUUAAACGGGGAAAUUAGGGGCGGUAUUCAUCAGCGUUUUAAAGAAUCAACAUGGAAAAAA